GAAUGCGGUAAACGUAGUCGCCAGGGCAACGCUCAUAUAAAAGUGAGGUUAGACCGUUAAUACGUUAUUCUCUUACAUCGACCCCUUAGUUGUCGAACUGUGAGAUCUCACCGCGAAGACAUUUUUCUCACCCGGCCGAGCAACAUAACCAGAAACAAUGCGUGAGUGUAUCUCUAUCCACGUUGGUCAGGCUGGUGUCCAGAUCGGCAAUGCAUGCUGGGAGCUCUAUUGUCUUGAGCAUGGCAUUCAGCCGGAUGGCCAGAUGCCCAGUGACAAGACCAUUGGUGGAGGUGAUGAUUCCUUCAACACCUUCUUCAGUGAAACUGGAGCAGGAAAGCACGUACCCAGGGCUGUGUUUGUAGAUCUGGAGCCCACUGUAAUUGAUGAGGUUCGCACUGGAACUUACCGUCAGCUGUUUCACCCCGAGCAGCUCAUCACAGGAAAGGAAGAUGCUGCUAAUAACUACGCUCGUGGCCACUACACCAUCGGUAAAGAAAUCAUUGAUUUGGUACUGGACAGGAUUCGCAAACUGGCUGACCAGUGCACAGGCCUCCAAGGUUUCUUGGUCUUCCACAGCUUUGGUGGUGGAACCGGUUCUGGCUUCACCUCUCUGCUGAUGGAGCGCCUCUCUGUUGACUAUGGCAAAAAGUCCAAACUAGAGUUCUCCAUCUACCCAGCCCCUCAAGUCUCUACUGCUGUGGUCGAACCCUACAACUCCAUUUUGACCACCCACACCACACUAGAGCACUCUGACUGUGCCUUCAUGGUAGACAAUGAGGCCAUUUAUGAUAUCUGCCGUAGGAAUCUCGAUAUCGAGCGUCCUACUUACACCAACCUCAACAGGCUCAUCGGACAGAUUGUGUCCUCCAUCACAGCCUCUCUCAGGUUUGAUGGUGCCCUCAAUGUCGAUCUUACCGAGUUCCAGACCAACUUGGUGCCCUACCCUCGUAUUCACUUCCCAUUGGCUACAUACGCCCCAGUGAUCUCCGCAGAGAAGGCUUACCAUGAGCAGCUCUCUGUUUCUGAAAUCACUAAUGCUUGCUUUGAGCCAGCCAAUCAGAUGGUGAAAUGCGACCCACGUCACGGCAAGUACAUGGCUUGCUGUUUGCUUUACCGUGGCGAUGUGGUACCCAAAGAUGUGAAUGCUGCAAUUGCCACCAUUAAGACCAAGCGCACCAUCCAGUUUGUGGACUGGUGCCCAACUGGUUUCAAGGUUGGUAUCAACUACCAGCCACCCACUGUGGUUCCAGGCGGUGAUCUGGCUAAAGUACAGAGGGCUGUGUGCAUGCUGAGCAACACCACAGCUAUUGCUGAGGCCUGGGCUCGUCUGGAUCAUAAGUUUGAUCUGAUGUAUGCCAAGCGUGCUUUUGUUCACUGGUAUGUGGGUGAGGGUAUGGAGGAGGGAGAGUUCUCAGAGGCUAGAGAGGACAUGGCUGCCCUGGAGAAAGAUUAUGAGGAGGUUGGUGUUGAUUCAGUUGAGGGUGAAGGAGAGGAGGAAGGAGAGGAAUAUUAGAAAAUCAUGAUCUAAGAAAGUCGGCCAGUACAAAAUAAAACCUCACAACAAAUACAAAUGACAUUGUUACAUCUCUGAACAAAUAAAGCUCCUUUUCAAUCUUAAUAA
Paramisgurnus dabryanus is the source of this 1621-nucleotide messenger RNA. Its product is annotated as tubulin alpha-1A chain. Gene Ontology annotation, molecular function: GTP binding; structural constituent of cytoskeleton. Gene Ontology annotation, biological process: microtubule-based process. The record is from RefSeq and is a predicted model, not a curated record. Gene Ontology annotation, cellular component: microtubule. Lineage: Eukaryota; Metazoa; Chordata; Actinopteri; Cypriniformes; Cobitidae.